AUGAAAGUUCCUGAUGGAAUGAAAGAAUUAGUUCAUAUUGUUGCUGGUCUUCAAAAAGAUGUUAAACAAAUGAGAAACGUUUUAACAUUACCAGAAGCUCAAGCAUAUGCCAAAUGUCAUGGUCCAAAUUGGGAAGCACACGAAGCAGACAUUACGGGUCCAAAUGGAAAACCUGAUGGUAUAAAUGAAGUUUUCGUUACUGAUGGUCAAGGUAAUAUUAAAGUCAUAAAUGGUUAUAAAUUAACUAUGUCUGAUUAUCCUAAACGUAAAGCAUAUAAUGAACGUUAUCCUAUGCAAUUUGAUGAAAAUGGAAAAGCUGUUAAACAAUACAUUAGAGAAGGUGAAAAUGGUCCAAUUAAUUCAUACCGUCAUAAUCCAUAUUCUUAUUUCAAUGAAGAAUUAAAUGCUAUUGAAGAGGGACCGGAUGGAUUACCACGAUAUUCUAACCAGUUUGAUGGUCAAUAUACAAAUAUUAGACCUGAAAUUUCAGCUAAGAAAUUCUUUAAAGUUGCUUUAUUCGAUCCAGUUUUCGCGAAUGUUAAAGAUGAACUUAAACAGCAAUUCCAACCAAUUAUAGUAGCAAGAAUUGCAUCAGGUGCUUUAUCUCAAGCAUUCAAAGAUUUAAUUAAGAAACCAUUAUAUCAGCAACGUGGUUUAACUUAUGAUUUAGUUAAGGAAUCAGAUAAAAGAAAAUUUGAGAAAUCAGAUGAUUAUAA
Molecule: messenger RNA, 716 nt
Organism: Trichomonas vaginalis G3
Lineage: Eukaryota; Parabasalia; Trichomonadida; Trichomonadidae
Exons: 1
Source: RefSeq, a predicted model, not a curated record